Molecule: messenger RNA, 267 nt
Organism: Cetraspora pellucida
Lineage: Eukaryota; Fungi; Glomeromycota; Glomeromycetes; Diversisporales; Gigasporaceae
Source: the annotation of a GenBank genome assembly
AACAUUAAAAAUGUAGAAAGUGGUUCUGAUAUUAAAGCAUCAUCAGAUGAUAUUGCAAAUAAGUAUCAAUACGAAGUGUUUUCAGAUGAUUCAUGUUCAUCAAGAUCUAAAAAAGGCAAAGAUGUAGAUAAGGAUAUCGAAAAUUUGAAAGAUAUUAGAAGUGUUGCACAGAAAGUUGAUUUUAUGGAUGAAAUAAAAAAAAAAGUGAAAGAAUCAUCUGAUAAUAGUGAAAGUCUCGAACUUAUUAAAAAAAUAAAAGACACAUGA